UUUAUUAUUUCCGUCGGCUGUGGACAGUGAUGUCGAACCUUCUCGACAGUGGUUAUCAGAAGAACACGUCAGUUCCAACAUUGCACAACGGUUGCUCAAGUUAGCUGCACUGUAUAUAAACAUGAAAACAACCCGACAUAAACAAGGGCUGUCAGUCAGAGUGGCAGUGAAAUUUGUAGGGACAGGCAAGUUCGAAGGCAUCGUUUUCGGUUUUGCAAAGCAGAGCUUGGCUAUUCACUCCUGAUUAUUCUUAUUAUUUCCAAAUUGCUAAAAGAUAGGCCUAUUUACAUCUGAAAUACAGGAUUGAUUUGCAGUAAUUGCCUAAAUUUAAACCGGCAUAUGCAUGGAAAGCUCAAGUGUUUGCAUGUAAUGUGAUUUGUCUACUUGUAAAUAUUGACAAAAACGGAAUAGCAAAAGCCAUAACAACGGUAUAAUAUAAAUAUUAAUUAAUUGACAGUGUGUGUAUUUUUAAAAAAACAACACCUUUAAUCUUUAGAAAAGUAGGUGGUAGUUAUCACACAGAAUGCCAGAUUGUGUGUACCAUACUGACAAGGUCAAGUUUGAGAGUGUGAGGAAAGACCUGCAAAAACUGCAGAUCUUACCCAAGAAAUAUGGACCUCGCUUGGCUAUGACUGUGUGCACCUGUCGAAAGAAUGUGAAGAAAGGUAAUUAUGAUGUACACAGCCUGGAAAUAACCCGUGGAGAGGUGGCCAAAGUAUACGACGAUGUGAACCUGCCGAAGUGGGAUGCUUACCCCCAAACUAAAGACUUUGUUAGUAAUGUGUUGUCUACGUACUAUACUGGACUAAGCAAGAGGAAGCUGCUCUGUGUUCUGGUAAAGGCUCUUGACAAUGAUUUUAAUAUCUUCGCGCCGGAAAUGAGACUGAAACCGAUCAAAAAGAAAGAACACAAAACGUCCCCCUCAGCUGUUCAUUAUAUCAUCAGGAAGAGGAAGAAGUCCUGCUCAAUCAAGACUGACGUCAUCCUCCCAUUGUUUGGAGGGAAUAGCAAGUCUCUUGAACCGGCUACUGGUAAAGGGUUUUGUGAAGUGAGUAGAAAGUUUGACUGUGUGGUUCAGUUUGAUGGAGAGAAGACGAAGAUGUUUAUGGACAAAGGACAACAGAAGACCAUGGUUACUGUGUGGUGCAAGUCGCAGGAGAGUCUUGGAGAGAUCAGUCAGUAUUUGACGGCUGCUGCCAUGAAGAUUCAGGCUGAGACGUCCAGAAAACAUGAACAGGAACACCGUAAAAGGGUUGCUGCAAGGGAAAUCAAAAAGUCUAUCCACCUUAAAUCCAGUCCUGGUGACCAAACGGCUUAUCAGUUUGAAAUGGAUCGGAAGGAUAUAAUGUCUCUGGACUUUGAGAAGAAAGUUAUGAAGGAUGAUAAACAUAAAAGAUACCAGCUUUGUGGCAAGGACAGGUUUGACCCCCUAGUCGGAGGUCACUGUCUGAACUGCCUCAAGACAUACGACUCCCUGAAGGAGAAUGGUGAUGUUUGCAGGUACCACAAAGGUUUCAUAUUUUACUGCGCCGAGGAGAGGUACUACACGUGGAGCUGUUGUAGUUACAGUGUACAAUACUUGAAGCCAACUCAUGCUGAACACUCCGUCAGUGGAUGCACUGAGGGCCAGCAUGUUUGGCGCCCUCAUCUGAAGGCAUCAAGGGGAGACAAAUCGGAGAACAAACAUUGGAACCAGGUUCUCAGGAGCUAUAAACAUUAAAAUGAAUCAGAACAUAAAUGGUCAAUUGCCUGAGCUGCAAACCGGGCCUUGGAGGUAGUGUGAUCCAUGGCCACACUGAAGGACAGGGGGCCCAGGUGGCCCAGUGGUGUAGACGCUGCAAUUUGCUGUGCAGAGUUGUGUCCCAUGGGCACACCAGGUACCUAAGAUCAUGUGUUUGAAUCCUGGCCACACUGAAGAGCAGACUUUUGACUGUGAGAAGCUGAAAUAUAUGCACAUCUGUUAUCAGUGUUGUAAAACUCUCGUACAUCCUACUUGCUACUGGUGGAUCCAGAUGGGGGAUGCUGUUGUGCCCCCCGUCAUUCAGACACCCUACAUAUUUUGUGUGCACUCGGCCAAGUGACUUGGUGACAUGGGUAAUCUAUGCACCCCCACCUUUUUUUCAAAAUCCAGGAUCUGCCUCUGCUUGAACUGUAGAGAGCUUGGGUAGAGCUGAUUCCUAUAUGGAAUAGUGAGUACAUACCCGGUGUGCACUUAUCGGGUGAUCUGCAUCUGUUUGAUUGUGCUGUUCGUGUUGGGGGCUGAGGAAUAGGUAGUGCUGGGCAUAGUCAAAGGUCACUCUACGUACUGUCGAAUUUGAAGAGGUUUAAAUUUAGAUAGGACCUUCUCCCAAAUUCAGGUCAUUAUUGAGUCCAUCUUUCGUUGGUUUCACCAAAGUCGUCAUAUGUUGAGUCCAUGUACGCUUAUCAGAGGGGAACAAAGUAUGUGAUCUGGACUACCAGUUGUCAGACUUCAAUUUUUGCGAAAGGCUGGGUGGCUGAGUUGGUUAGAUCGCUGACUCUAUGUGCUGGCAAUUAGGUGCCUCACUCUGUGUAGGUACAAAUCCUAAUUGGGACUCAACCCCCAAAAGUACUAGUAUUUGUACCUUACUAAGAAAGUGUUAUCCCAAAUAUAACAUUUCACUGACAUAUGUUCAUGGUAUUGUAUUUCAUGUUGAAUGACUGUUAUAUGUACAUGUGUUAUGACUUAUUUUUAGAGGUUUUAAACUAUUACAUUCAUGUACAAAUAAAACCUGUUGUUACCAUGGUUACAGUA
This is a messenger RNA of Haliotis rufescens (red abalone), 2773 nucleotides long. RefSeq lists its product as uncharacterized. NCBI's taxonomy places the organism in Eukaryota, Metazoa, Mollusca, Gastropoda, Lepetellida, Haliotidae. Bases 524 to 1720 code for a protein of 398 amino acids. The record is from RefSeq and is a predicted model, not a curated record. The transcript is spliced from 7 exons.